This is a messenger RNA of Aspergillus heteromorphus CBS 117.55, 556 nucleotides long. RefSeq lists its product as uncharacterized. The coding region runs from base 156 to 488 and encodes 110 amino acids. The transcript has a single exon. The record is from RefSeq and is a predicted model, not a curated record. Lineage: Eukaryota; Fungi; Ascomycota; Eurotiomycetes; Eurotiales; Aspergillaceae.
GGGCUAGCCUGUAGAUAGCCCCUCAUGGUGAGGGAAGCUAGAGCAGCCGACCGGGUACCCAAAAAUGGUCGGCUGCAUGGGAUGGAUGGUAGGUACUUUAUCUGUGUCGGAGUUGGUGACGUGCAAACUUUGUUGAUUUUGUCACAUCAAAUUGGAUGGAGAAUGUGCUAUGUCUGAUAUUUGGGUUUUGUUGGAGUGUUGUACGGAGUGCCGUUUGUUUCUUGGUGGACGUGGAGUGUGGCUGGCGAAGAAUAGCAGGUAUGCUAAACCCCAUACUUAGGAUCUUGUUCAACAAAAUAUAUCACGAACGUCAACUACUUUACCCUAAAAACAUAAACUUACAUCUACUAGUAAGUACUACAUGCUACCUCCACUUACCUACAGUUCAUGCAGCACUACGGACUAUCCCCGUCUAUAAACAGAACCAAAAUGGAACAGGGUUCGAUAAAAAAGGAACUGUUGAUCAGGGGGCAUGCCCGGUGUCUUAAUAUUGGCUGGUACUAUGCCCAAGAUCUACACGUCCGGCCAGGGUUUAUCGAACGCAGCGACUGUUCUG